Messenger RNA from Oreochromis niloticus (Nile tilapia), 2285 nucleotides. RefSeq names its product angiopoietin-like 3 (gene angptl3). The record is from RefSeq and is a predicted model, not a curated record. The transcript is spliced from 7 exons. Bases 123 to 1541 code for a protein of 472 amino acids. Gene Ontology annotation, biological process: phospholipid catabolic process; phospholipid homeostasis; triglyceride homeostasis. NCBI's taxonomy places the organism in Eukaryota, Metazoa, Chordata, Actinopteri, Cichliformes, Cichlidae.
GCCCGCCAUUCUCAUAUUGCUUUAGCAGCAAAGAAGUCUAGCUUAGCAGCAGAGAGAAGAGUGUAGAGGAGAACACGAGUACAGCUGAAGCAGGGUUCUAGGACUGGAAUAGCAAAAUCAUCAUGAAGGUAUUUUUCCUGUUGCUGGUGCUAACCAGUUCAACCGUUGCUGCCCCCCUGGAAGCCUCGGGUAGACAAGAACACCCGACCCUGUCUUCCCAGGCUUCCACCAUAGCGCCGAUCCAACCUGAGCCCAGGUCUCGCUUUGCCAUGCUGGACGAUGUUCGCCUACUAGCAAACGGCCUCCUCCAGUUAGGCCAGAGUUUACGAGAGUUCGUCCACAAGACCAAGGCACAGAUCAACGACAUCUUCCAAAAGCUCAAUAUUUUUGACCGCUCUUUUUACCAGCUCUCAGUCGUCACAUCGGAGAUUAAAGAGGAAGAAGAAGAGCUCAAAAAGACAACUAGCUUUUUGAAGGCCAACAAUGAGGAGAUCAAGAAUUUGUCACUGGAAAUCAACUCGAAGAUCAACAACAUCUUACAGGAGCGCACACAACUGCAGAGCAAGGUGGGGAACCUUGAAGAAAGACUGAAGGGCUUGUCGCAGAGCAUGGUCCCUUCUGAUCAGCUUAGUGAAAUCACAUCUCUCAAGGAAGUGAUUGAAGCUCAAGAUAAAACAAUUGCCAAUCUUCUGAAAGCUGUGAAGGAGCAACAUGAUCAGCUGGACUACCAGAAAAUAAAGAUUAAAAACCUGGAGGAAAAGCUCAGCUAUGAGAGUUUUCAAGAUACAGCUGAUAAACUAAUGGACUCAGACUACGAAACUCUCGAUAUGUUUGAAUAUCGGAAAGGAAACUCAACUGGCCUGGAAACAAGUGAUUUUCCCGUGGACUGCACUGAGGUGUUUAACAAAGGAGAAACAAAUAGCGGUGUCUACGUUAUCAAACCAAACCAAUCAGAGCCAUUCAGCGUUUUCUGUGAAAUGAGUUCAGAAGGGGGUUCAACAGUCAUCCAGCGCAGGGUUGAUGGUUCGGUGGAUUUUGAUCAGACAUGGGAAAAGUACGAAAAAGGUUUUGGAGAUCUGGAAAAGGACUUCUGGCUGGGCUUAAAAAAGAUCCACAGCAUUACACAGGAGGGUGUUUACAUCCUUCGCGUUGAUUUGGAGGACUGGAAGGAGGAAAAACACUGGGUUGAAUACCGGUUCUCACUGGAAGGUCCCUCCAAGGACUAUAGUCUUCAUGUCAGCCAUUUCUCAGGUGACCUGCCUGAUACCAUGGCCAACUGCACCGGCAUGAAAUUUGCCACGAAAGACAGAAACACAGACAGCAACCAGAACUCCAACUGUGCACGCAGCUCCACAGGUGGCUGGUGGCUCAAUGCUUGCGGUGAAACCAACCUUAAUGCUAGGCAUGUGUGGCUGAGACCAAAGGGGCGCUUGAUGAGGAGGAAGGGCAUUCACUGGAGGCCAACCACAGGGUCCUCGUACUCACUCAAGAUGACCAAAAUCUCCAUUCGACAAGCUUCAACUGCUGAUAUCUCCAUCUGAGCCCCCUGUCCACACACUAUAUAAUACUAUUGGCUUUUUUUUCCAAUACACGGACAUCCAAAAAGUUCAAUAGGAGGGGGAAGUGACAUAACACAGGCCUUCCAUAUGUCCAGUCUUAAUUCACCCACAACAUUGAGCAGAUUCCUCCCUAACAUUAUUCUGUCAUUGGCUAGUGCUGACCACCAGAUAGCAGACCAAAAAAAUGUCAGAAGUCAGCAAAUGCUGACCUGUUGCAACGUGGCACACAGGUUGUUAACCUACUCUGUCUGAUCCGACAAGGACAGUAAGUAGAACUGUCAUUAUGCAACAUCUGUCACUGCUUGCAAAACAGACAUAUUGAUCCACAUCAGCAAGCUAAUUCAGAAUUGAUUGCAAAGAAAUACAUUGCAGUCGUAUAACAGCAAAUGAGGUUUCUGAGAAUAGACUACAAUUUUGAAACCCACACUGCUUAACAACCACUAAGGUGAACUGGGAUACAUUUAUGACAACAACAAAACAAGGUAUUUUAAAGUGUGUUUGAAAGAACUACAUGUUCAAAGUGGCUAAAGGGACAAAUACCAACAGAUUAUUACAUAAAGCAUGCAAGUUACGUAAGUGAAGGUAAAAAGAUCAUCUCCUGCUUCUGAAAAAAGUCCACUACAAAUUGGCUACAGCGUAACUGUAACCAGUCAAAUUCAGUAGAACACAUUGGGGAUAGAAAGCUUUAGACAGCGCACUGAUUUUUCUUUUUGUUAUUCUUUUAUA